Messenger RNA from Suhomyces tanzawaensis NRRL Y-17324, 2407 nucleotides. It is a transcript of the gene OPT8, whose product is annotated as Opt8p. Gene Ontology annotation, molecular function: oligopeptide transmembrane transporter activity. The transcript has a single exon. Gene Ontology annotation, cellular component: fungal-type vacuole membrane. Bases 91 to 2163 code for a protein of 690 amino acids. Lineage: Eukaryota; Fungi; Ascomycota; Pichiomycetes; Serinales; Debaryomycetaceae. The record is from RefSeq and is a predicted model, not a curated record.
UUCACCAUUCGGAGUUCAAGUGGGAGAAUAGGAACUACUCAAAAGUCGGAGGCUUUUUAACACCACCUCGAGGCACACUCAGCACAUACUAUGGCCAGCUCCAGCACCCAGCAAGACCACCAGGCCGCCAUUAGUAAUGUGGUUUCCAUAUAUUCCCACAAGAUUGGCUUGCCCCAAGUGACAUUGAGAGCCACGUUUAUCGGCCUUCUUAUUGGUACGGUAGUGUUAGUCUCGAACUUCCAGUUCGGUUUGCAAACCGGCUGGGUGUCCAUGAUGUCGUUACCAUCGGCGUUGCUUGGCUUUGCUCUCUUCAAGUUGACUCCCUGGGCCGAUGACUUCACUGACGUCGAAAAUGUCUACGUCCAAAGCGUUGCUGUUGCUGUGGGAACCGGACCCUUGGCUUACGGACUUAUUGGUAUCAUUCCGGCCAUCGAGAAGUUCUUGACUCCAGAAGAAUCAGGUAUUGGCCGUGCCAUCAAAUUUUCUCUUAAUGAGUUGAUCUUAUGGUCGCUCGGCCUAGGCCUUUUUGGUGUGUUCUUUGCUAUCCCUUUAAGAAACCAAGUCAUUAUUAAAGAAAAGCUUCCGUUUCCAUCAGGAAGUGCUACUGCAACCUUGAUAUCUGUUUUACACGGAACUGAAAUCUACAACGAAGAGCAUGAUGACAAAUCGAGAGACCCAUCAACAAUUCAACCAAAAAAAAUAUCGCCAGCUCCUGCAGUGAGCCCAGCAGUCAAUGACACUUAUUCUUCCAAUGUCAGUACGUUGGUCAAGACAUUUUUGGUUUCUGCUUCAUACACUCUUUUAUCGUACUUCUUCCCGAUCUUAAAGAAGUUGCCUAUAUUUGGUAACAUCGCUUCUUCCAAAUAUAAAUGGAACUUCGAGCCAUCGCCAGCAUACAUUGGUCAAGGUAUCAUCAUGGGCUUGCCCACAGUCUCCUAUAUGCUCUUUGGUGCCUUGGUUGGUUGGGGUAUUUUGGCACCAUUUUCCAAACAUGUUGGAUGGGCACCAGGACCAAUCGAUGACUUUAAAAAUGGUGGCCAGGGUUGGAUUUUAUGGCUUAGUUUGAGUGUAAUGAUCAGUGACUCCUUAGUCUCUUUCACCAUCGUUACAUACAAGUCUAUCCAUAAUGGUAUUAUCUUGAUGAAGAAGAAUAGAGAACGUGAGAUUUAUGAUAGUCUUAGCUUGGAAGAGCCAUUGUUAGUCGACUCGGACUCCACCUAUGAUCCUGAGUUGGGGCAGCCAAGACUUCCAAGACCCUCUGUAUCGUCGGAAAGAGACAAGGUCGAAAAAGUCCAUUUGGUGAGUAACAAGGUGGCUAUUUUCGGAGUGAUUUUGUCCUCGUUGCUUUGCGUUGUGGCUAUCAAACUCGUUUUUGGACCUUUGGUCCCAUUGUACGCAACUUUUGUUGCAAUUAUUUUGGCUUUAAUGUUCUCAAUAUUGGGGGUUAGAGCUUUGGGUGAGACCGAUUUGAAUCCCGUUAGUGGUAUUGGCAAGUUGUCACAAUUGAUUUUCGCUCUUGUUGUUCCUGCGUCAAAUCCUUCCAGAAUCUUAAUCAAUUUAAUUGCGGGAGGAAUUGCGGAAGCAGGUGCCCAGCAAGCUGGUGAUUUGAUGCAAGACUUGAAAACCGGACAUUUAAUUGGAGCAUCUCCUCGUGCACAGUUUACUGCUCAAAUAAUAGGUACUGUCUAUUCAGUAUUCUUGAGUAGUAUCAUGUACAAGGUCUAUAACGCUGUAUAUGAGAUUCCGGGUUCAAUGUUUAGAAUUCCUACAGCGAUCAUUUGGAUUGAUUGCUCAAGAUUGGUUACUGGUGCAGGGUUACCACCAUAUGCUUUUCAGUUCUCUAUUGUGUCAGGUUUAAUUUUUGGUAUGAUAUCCAUUAUUAAGAAUGUUACUCCAAAGACUUCGAAGUAUCACAAAUGGUUAGUAUACUUACCAAAUGGUGUUGCGGUGGGUAUCGGUAUUUACAACAGCCCCAAUUUCACUCUUGCCAGAUUCGUCGGUGGCGUAAUUGCAUACUGGUGGGUCAACUAUAAGGGAAAGAGCACUGAUGGAGGGGUCAACAAGAUUGGUAUGAUUAUAUUCAGUAGUGGUUUAGUUUUGGGUGAAGGGUUGUUGAGUGCAGUUACCAUGAUUUUGACGUCAUUAGGGGUACAACAUUUUUAGACUUCUGCAUUUCUACAUGAGGUUCAUUAUGAAGGUUUUUCAAACACUUACUUUAGCAUUUCAAUCAACAUACAAAUUUUAUAGAUUACGGAAUAAGUCCAUAAUGACCUAGCACAUUUCAAUAGAAGUUUUUAAGUAUUAAGUAUUUAUUAUGAGUAAUUUUUACCACCACGAUAUCCUAACCUGGAAUCCGUGAGUGACCGAUAGGACCAUGACAUAAACAAAGAACGAGAGUUUAGAAUAC